This is a messenger RNA of Racocetra fulgida, 351 nucleotides long. The record is from the annotation of a GenBank genome assembly. NCBI's taxonomy places the organism in Eukaryota, Fungi, Glomeromycota, Glomeromycetes, Diversisporales, Gigasporaceae.
AUGACAAUUGACAUUAAAAAUUGGUUCCAAAUUGCAGUUGAAAAUUAUAAUUUAAAAGAAAUCCCUUAUGAUGACUUUGGAAUAUUAAAAUAUGUAAAUCGUGGUGCAUUUGGAAAUGUUUACUGUACUUCUUGUAACUCAAUACCGAGUGAAAAGGUUGCUGUGAAGGAAAUAUAUAUUACAGAAGAUGAUGAUGAAAAAAGAAUUAAAAUGUUUCUUAACGAGGGUGGAACUUUACGGGAAUAUCUAAAAACCGCUAUACUUUCCUGGGAAAAAAAAGUUGAAUUAGCACUACAAAUAGUUGAAGGAAUGUCUUAUUUACACAAUAAGAUGAUUACUCAUCGCGAUUUG